Molecule: messenger RNA, 1051 nt
Organism: Aspergillus ibericus CBS 121593
Lineage: Eukaryota; Fungi; Ascomycota; Eurotiomycetes; Eurotiales; Aspergillaceae
Product: class I SAM-dependent methyltransferase
Exons: 4
Coding region: 68-922 (284 amino acids)
Source: RefSeq, a predicted model, not a curated record
UUAUCUUUUAUCUCCUCCCCAAGACCGACCGAGACUCGACUUCAUCCGACCGAGCCGGAGAACCACCAUGACUGAAUCAAGCACACACGCUGAAAAUUCCUCCCAGGAUGGUCUCAACCGCCAGUAUAGCUGGUAUGAGCCCGACUUGGCGCAGAUCAAAGAGCCAGCGCGCACUAUACUAGUCGAGUACAGCAAGAUUCCAGAAGAGAAGAUCAUCGAUCAUGUCAAACAGGUGAGGGAUCGCGCAUUCGCGGUGUUCCCAUACCCCUGCAUCGGCUCAUUCCGGUUCCUCGACAUAACCAUCUCGAACUCCCCCGCAUACCCCGAGAUCAUGUCCCGGUUGAAAGCCACCGACACCUACCUAGACUUAGGAUGUGCCAUGGGCCAAGAUAUCCGAUACCUCAUCUCCCAAGGCGCCCCCCAAUCCCAAAUCUACGGCUCGGACCUCCAUCCCGAAUUCAUCUCCCUGGGAUACGACCUCUUCGCCGACCGGACCAUCCUCCACUGUCCAUUCAUCCCCAGCGACAUUUUCGACGACAACAGCGAGCUCUUCCACCGGCUGGGCGGUAAAGUAGACAUUAUCAACGCAGCCUCCUUCUUCCAUCUCUUCGAUUGGGAUGGGCAGGUCGCUACUGCUAAGCAGAUCGUCAAGUUACUGAAGCCGAAGCCUGGGUCGAUCGUGGUGGGUCGGCAUGUGGGUGAUUUCACGGCUGGGGAACGCGCAAAGGGGGAUUCGGAGUUGAAAAUGACCAUGUAUCGGCAUGAUUUGGAGUCGUGGAGGCGGAUGUGGCAGCAGGUGGAGAGGGAGACGGGGACGCGGUGGGAGGUGGAGGUUACGGCGGAGGAAUGGAAGGAUGUGAGGAAGAUUGCGCAUAAUGGGGAUACGGCGUUUAAGAUGCAGUUUGUUGUGAGGAGGGUGUAGUGAUUCCGUGUGCAAGAAGGAGGAUGGAUGUUUAUUUUGGGUGAGAAAGGAAGUCGUUGCAGCUAAGUGGGAUAAUUAAACAAGAAGUCAGGAAGAAGAUGGAAAAUAAAAUAAAAUAAAGAAAUCGAG